AUUGUUAUUCAAGUUACAAUAUCUUGAAAAUCAGUCUACCAAAGAAAAUAUCGCGUGGAUAAGGUUAAGCACCAUAUCAUGCCGAGCUACAACGAAAUAAACGAGUUUUACCGUUAACACCAAAUGGUACAGAUGGAGAUUAAAAGAUCACGGUACUGGAAAAACCUUACAAGGCCACUACGUCCUAAGAGGAAGCUCGUUGCGCUGUUCUUGCUUGUGCUUGCCGUAUGGUUACUUGGGACGAAAACGCUAUCCACGUCGCUGCCUCACCAACUUCGCUUACAGCAGAUAGAUUGGCAGCCGAUACCUUAUACGAGGCUAGGAAAGUGCGAGUCGAAAGCAGAUGGUAGCAUUUACUGCCCUGAUAUUCGCAGCAAAGGGUCGACAUCGCUUCGACGAGCUCAACUAGUACUCACAAGGGUUCUUCGGAUCUUCGAUAUCAUUUCCAAGAAGCACGGCAUUAAAUAUUGGCUCUGUAAAGGCACUCUGCUGGGUGCCGUUCGACAUAGCGGACAUAAUCCUUUUGACGAUGACGUAGACAUUUGUAUCCCCAAAAUAGACUAUCAAACAUUUAUCAAGUCCGGUGUCAGUGAGCUUCCAGAAGAUAUAUUUUUUCAAACAGAGGACACAGAUGUUCAUUACAAAGUUCCGCCGCAGAGCGGGAUGCUGGGGAAAUUACGCGACACCAAAAGCUGUUAUAAAUACUGUUUGCACAGCGGCUGUAAGCACGCAGAUGGUCUUAUGAUAGAUAUGUUAGUCUUGGAGAAGGACAGCGAUGGAAACUUCAUCGAAUUGUUCAGCCACACCAAUUGGUUUUUACGAAGGUUUAUCUACGGACCUAUAAAAAGAAAAGAAAGCGACGUUUUUCCUUUGAUAGAAGUGAAUUUCGACGGUUUUUUAGUGCCAGCUCCUCGCGAAUGGAGAAAAAUUCUCGAAUCGUAUUACGGCGAUUUUAUGAGCAUACCAUACGGGAAGUCGCCCGCCUUUCUUGAUACAGAUGCAUUGAGGAGCUGCGAGGAAAUAGUGAAAUCUUGAAAAAAAGAAGGAAUACAACGUAAAGUCUGCGCCAUAUAAACAUGUCAAAUCUAUAAUAGAUCGAAAGCAUAAGCUUCACAUGAUGGCAGCUCUAAUAUUGACUUUUGGAAACCCGAAAAUGUCAAGUUUUCCUGGGGUCGCCAACCUUCCCUCCCCCGUAUUUUGUUCUGUACUUUAGUUACCUCCUCGUUUAUGUUUUUCGGUUAAGUUUUUUUAGCGUUUUAUCCAUCAGUUAUAUCUUUUCGCACGUUAUUUCGCGGUCCUCUUGUAUCUAAAGCCAGUUUCUUUUAAGCAUGAUCACUUCUUAUGUCAGUUUAUCAAACGUUGCGCUUGGCGCAGUUCUCUGUUUAGAAAUCCUCAAGUUGUUCGAUUUUUCAGUUAUAGAUUAGGCGUUAUUAGGCAUUUGAGGGGAGUGGUCGUCGCUAACAGAGUAUAAAGGGCGUGCUAUAGAACAUUGAGUGUUUCGUUUAUCCUAUUAUCCUCUCCCCAGUCCCUCCAACAGGAGCCUGGCCACGCAAGGUCCAGUUUUUCUGACAGGGUCAAGUAUUCAUACUUGAGUUGGUAAAAUGAAAAAAAAAUGUACUUAAAGCUAAAAUUUUAUCAGAACACGCUCAGUAGUCGCACAGUUACUUGCUGUUCUUCUUUCCUUCAAACUUUUCUACUUCAGAUUCUGUUGUAUAUUAAGAGAUGUAUCGAUAUGCAUAGGUACUGUAUCGCCCCUGGUCAGCCUUGAAGGAACAUUGUGCCAAAUAGCUUUCUCAACGAGCGGUAGCCUGCAGCGGAUGUUGUUGUUUAAAUACCCUUCGCGACGUUAUAUCGCAAUCGUUUCUGCUUUCUUGAUGAGAGCAAUGAAGGUUGGGCGGCUAAAUAAAAUGGACGAUACGGAAAAUAAAAAGAAAGAAAGAAAAAACAAACACAUAAACAAAAGUGAGUAUACUCAUGCAACUCUUUGACUAAAUUUGCCUCCUCCUCCGGUUUGUGACAGACCAAGAUUUGUAUAAGCAACUACGUGAUUUCAAGUGCGAUUUGGUGUUUUAAAUAAGCACAAGUGAAAUUUUUCAAAGACAGCAAAAAUACACGAGCCCGUAGGGUACCAGUGUCCACGGCAGAGGAGGGCGUUUUUUCAACUAGGACUCGAUUGUAAAUGACCCUGAUUUAGAGCUUCUUCUACCCUUACGCGAAGGAUUUUUCAACUGGACAAUAACUUUCAAAAGGGACUCAGACUUCACUUUCCCCAUGGAACUUACGUUUGUUUGUCGUCAGUAAAAUGACCUGCAAAAAUUGUUAACUAUGCAGCUGGAAGAAAAGGUUUGUGUUUUGGGCUGUUUCAUAUUGUGGAAGAACUCAAUAUAAGUACGUAAAAUAACUUCAUAAGUAUAUCAAAGUUGAUGUUUAUGGACAUCGUUCAGGAAUCUUUGAUUGCAGACUUUUACAUUUCAUAAGUAGAGAGGAAGGCUAAUCAGUUGUUUGCCUAAAUGGCCAUUGAUUUUCAAUCGUUACUUCCAGCCCUUCAAAAUAAACUAUUUAAUUUCAUUUUGCAGACUGACGGAUGGAUCAGCGUGGUAAGUGAUCAAGGUCGAGACGAGAAAGCACGAAAUUUGAUCAUAUUCAGGAAACCUUAACGCAAAAACAGCAAAAAAAUUCCUUAUCUCCCAUUUCCUUGAAUUAACAAUCAACCAAAUUUCAGACAUAAUUAUUUUAUUGGCAGAUAUUCCGUGCUCAUUGCUUGUAAAAGGCUCAGACGAGCAUCUCAAUACAAAAGUUACUACUUGUUAAUAUCUUUAAUAUGCAUACCCAUUUCUAGUGAAACCGACCAAGACAUUUGAGUAUGCACUUGUUUAACUCCUGCCAUUAACCAAGAAUAAACAAAGACUAUGUAAAAGGAGAGGCCUUAAGACUGCUGAAAAAAGGGAGGAGGAUGUAAAAACUUCAUGAUCAAGAUUCGACUUUACGAGAGAAGCUGCAAGAAAAAAAA
Molecule: messenger RNA, 3010 nt
Organism: Pocillopora damicornis (cauliflower coral)
Lineage: Eukaryota; Metazoa; Cnidaria; Anthozoa; Scleractinia; Pocilloporidae
Source: RefSeq, a predicted model, not a curated record